CGACCUGAACGUCGCUUCGUGGGGCCGCGUGCGGCUGCCCCGGCACCGAAUUUUGGAAGGAGCCUGCGCCCCGACUUCAUUGUGCUUCGUGGGGCUGCCCGCGACGUCGCAGCGUUGUAAUAUGGUCCGCAGCCACGCCCAGCACCUCGAAGCGCUGCUGGCCGAGCAGCGCCUCAUCGCCGCCCAGAAGCCGAACCUUCAGCUCUGUUGGAAGUUCCUGGAGGAGGAAAUCGCGCGCGUCAGGGCCGCGGAGAAGGUUAAUCCGACGCGUACUACACCAGUGAAGACGCCGUCGGGGCGGCACGUGAAGAAGACGCCCGAGCAGCAUGGCGCCAAGAAGACGACGCCAAACAAGACGACGCCUGACAAACACGUGAAGCGCGCCACGCCCGAGCAUGGCGCGACGAAGAAGCCCGCUGAGCUGCCCGAGGCGAAGACCGCGCCCGUCAAGGCGCCGUCGAUGCUGCAGCGCGUCAAGCGCGCCGUCGGCGCGGACAGUAAAGUGCAGCCUAUUGCACAGAAGGAGGACGCCCUCUCGCCGGUGAGGACGCCCUCUCACCGGAUGGCGUCGCCCUUGAAGCAGAAGAACACCGAUUCGGCGCCGGAAGUCUUGAGUCCCGCGUCGCGGCUCAGAAGGAAGAAGGAGAAGCUCAAGGCCUUCUCCACCGCCGGCGCCGUCGACGAGAAGAUCCAGAACGAGUAUAGGCGCAAGCGCAUCCUCCAGGAGGAGGCCGUGACGUCGAAGCGAGAGUUAUGUGAUAUGGCUCUGGAAGAACGGGCGCAGAAAGCGAGGGACUUUACGUGCGUCGGCCACGACACGGUCUUCAUCUCCAAGGCGAAGGCGUAUCUACGGUUGCAAUUGUUCCUGAAUGCGAGACGGGACUACAUGCUCGUCUGUACUCGAGCGGCUCAGCACGAGACCUACGAGCCCGUGUUAGUGUCCGAAGCUGAGCUUGCUAGGGCGGUCACGGCCUACAACAAGGGCAAGAAGCCUACCCUAUCCAAAACAGGUACGGAGGCCGAGGACUGGGCCCUGCACUACCUGUUCAAGUGCGGUCGAGUCACUAUCGCAGAUGACAAGUGCGAGAUCCUCGGCGUCGACUCGUUUAGUCUGGACGACGCGAUGAAGUGCGGCAACUACUCGGACGUGAGUUGCUUCGGCGCGUGGCGCGCGAUCACGCUCGAGCACUGGCAGCCCGCCGGCGCCGAGGGCGACAAAAUUGCCAGAGCCUUCGACGCCACGUUCGUCGCAGCGGAGGAGGACAUCUCCGCCAACGAACGCGGAAGGGAGGAGGCCGAGGCGGAGCGAGUCAAGAUGAACGCCGCGGCCAAGGAGCUCCAGGCGCAGCACGCGGAAGACGCGCCCAUGCUCGACGGCCUCAUCGCGGGCCACGCGCCGGGGCAGAAGCACAGCGCGCAUCCCGUGAAGCACCACAGCGCCGGCGAUCGGCCGCGGUCGCGCGUGAAGCCGGCUUUGCCGAAGGCCGCGCAUGGCGGCCACUAGGGGUCGUGCCGUGAUGAUACUAAGAUCAAGAGUCCACUUAUGGCAUUGAGGGGGCUCUGAGGGGAAAGGGACGUAGUGAGAAGAAAAAGGGGACCGA
This is a messenger RNA of Pelagomonas calceolata, 1601 nucleotides long. The record is from the annotation of a GenBank genome assembly. Lineage: Eukaryota; Pelagophyceae; Pelagomonadales; Pelagomonadaceae.